Messenger RNA from Eucalyptus grandis, 3534 nucleotides. Its product is annotated as mitogen-activated protein kinase 9. The record is from RefSeq and is a predicted model, not a curated record. Bases 1423 to 3240 code for a protein of 605 amino acids. Gene Ontology annotation, cellular component: cytoplasm; nucleus. Gene Ontology annotation, molecular function: ATP binding; MAP kinase activity. The transcript is spliced from 13 exons. Gene Ontology annotation, biological process: intracellular signal transduction; protein phosphorylation. Lineage: Eukaryota; Viridiplantae; Streptophyta; Magnoliopsida; Myrtales; Myrtaceae.
AAAUCUUUAUGAAGCUUGGCCUUUCGUGAGUGGCCUACAAGCUGAGUUCUUCCCAUCUUCAUCUUCUUUGCGAAAACAAACGGCAAAGGUAUGUUUGGACUCUGCGAAUUUGUGAAUGGGUGAUCCUCAUGAGAAAUGAUUCCAGCCCAUGGUCAUGGCCGAUACCUCUAGUUAUGAAAAUUUCUACAAGGAGCUCACGAAAAGGCUCAGAGAUGCCCUUGUUGAGCUUGCAAGCUCCAGCCAGAAAAGCCCUCUGUUGAAUCACAGGAACGAGUUGAUCGAUUCUCAUCUUCGAUUCAUCUGUCCACUACUUUUCUAGACUCCUGAUCAUCCACCGUAUUCCCCGGUCUGGCUUAAUGCGAAGCAAUUUGAUUGACUUUUCCAUCAGAUGACUAAACUGGGAUGCUUGCAGACGAUGCACCGAGCUAUUGAAGCACUGAAUGAGGAAGGGGGUUCAACAGAGCAAUCCAUAUCUUCACACAUCAGACCACAACACCAUGAACUCCCGUGCGCAGCCACAAGGCCUUCCUCUCUCAUCAUUACAAAAGAUUAACGGAUCAAGGGCAGCUCCUUGUCACUCCUCAGGGCACCUACACUCUCCCAAACCAGCACAUUCCUCGGCCCUGUGGAGAAGACCAACGCGAGCAGACGCAAAGAACUGGUCUUGCAUCCGUCCUGCGAUGGCCAAUACGGUGGCAAGAAGAAGCGGCUCAACAUCUGUCAUCAGCAGACGCGAGGGAAGCCCAUCUGGCGUCACGUUACGGCCCGUGAAGCUGAGGGGAGAAGAUCUGAAGGGAAAUGCAGGAAAGAGUCUUAGGAAAGCCAGAUUCGUAGGGCGUGACGGAUCAAGAUGAAAGGCAAAGAAAUUGAUGUUCAUAAAAAAAUACGACGACAAUGUGGGCUUCGAAUCUGGAGUUUUGGUCUCAAGUUCCAAAGUACAUACCCAAUAGUGGGCACAAAUUCAGACGAUCCAUAUCGAUAUCUCUCAGUUUGACUUUUUCUCAUAGUUUCUAUCCUUCAGACAAUGUGAUAUUUUCUAUUUCUAGCGGGAUUCUUGGGUUGGGUUGUUGGUGGUGAUUUUGAACGAUAAUCAUUCGGCGUUAUAAAGGGUUUAUUACUGUCUGAUCAUCUUCUUAACGAAGAUUAUCUGCUGAUCAUAAUGAUCCCAUCCACCUUGAUCCUUGAGAAAGGAAGCUCCUUUUUCAGCGGUGGUGCGUAUCAAUAACCGGGGGCGAUUUUGGGAAGAUCGUAAAAGGACAGCACACAUGACAUUCCCUCCACGUCACUCCAUUCUCUCUCUCUCUCUCUCUCUCUCUCUCUGUGUGCACGUAUCUUCGUCAAUAAUGUCGCGACAGCUCGCUCGAGAAGUUGGAGCAAUAGCAGGUCAAGCGCUGGUGAUCCACAAUUCGUGUUCGUUUCGAAAUGAGGGGCAACAAUUUCGUGGACGGCGUUCGUCGCUGGUUCAAUCGUCGCUCGUCCACGACAGUGCCGAGCAACGGCCACAACCAUCACGACCGAAAUAGCGGCAACGGUUAUCGCGGCCCCCUUUACGGAGAGCGUCACGUGUCCUUGAGCGAAUCUCACGCUCGAUCCCCGAAUGGUGCGGGUGAUGAUAGCGAAGGGGGAGGACAAAAGGAGAUUCUCGCGGUCGUUGAGGAUUUUGGCAUCUCCGGAUUGUGUCUGAUCAAGGUUCCUAAACGGACCCACUUCAAUAUGGCUGUCGAUUCUCACAAAAAGGGAACUCCUGAAGCAGAUUUUUUUACAGAGUAUGGUGAAGCUAGUCAAUAUCAAAUUCAAGAAGUAAUUGGGAAAGGAAGUUAUGGUGUGGUUGGUUCUGCUAUUGAUACCCACACUGGAGAAAGAGUUGCAAUCAAGAAAAUCAAUGAUGUUUUUGAGCACGUUUCUGAUGCCACUCGCAUUCUCAGAGAAAUAAAGCUCCUUCGGCUGCUUCGCCAUCCAGAUGUUGUGGAAAUCAAGCAUAUCAUGCUUCCUCCCUCGCGGCGGGAAUUCAGGGACAUAUAUGUUAUAUUCGAGCUGAUGGAAUCAGAUCUUCACCAAGUUAUUAAGGCGAAUGAUGAUCUUACCCCUGAGCACUAUCAAUUUUUCUUGUACCAGCUUCUUCGUGGUCUAAAGUAUAUUCAUGCCGCUAAUGUUUUCCAUAGAGAUUUGAAACCGAAAAAUAUUCUUGCUAAUGCUGAUUGCAAAUUAAAGAUAUGCGAUUUUGGGCUUGCCCGUGUAUCCUUCAACGAUGCUCCAUCAGCUAUAUUCUGGACUGAUUAUGUUGCAACUCGGUGGUAUCGAGCUCCGGAACUCUGUGGUUCUUUCUUCUCCAAAUACACCCCUGCGAUUGAUAUUUGGAGCAUUGGAUGCAUAUUUGCGGAAAUGCUCACAGGAAAACCGCUAUUUCCUGGGAAAAAUGUGGUGCAUCAACUGGAUCUGAUGACUGAUUUGCUUGGCACUCCUCCUCCUGAAGCCAUUGCAAGGAUUCGUAAUGAAAAGGCUAGAAGGUACCUUAGUAACAUGCGGAAGAAACAACCUGUUCCUUUCAAGCAAAAGUUCCCUAAUGCAGAUCCACUUGCUCUUCGCCUGCUGGAGCGCCUUCUUGCAUUUGACCCUAAAGAUCGUCCAACUGCUGAAGAGGCACUAGCUGAUCCGUAUUUUCAUGGUUUGGCCAAUUUGGAACGCGAACCAUCUGCUCAACCCAUCUCAAAACUUGAGUUUGAGUUUGAGAGAAGAAAACUAACGAAAGAUGAUGUCAGAGAGUUAAUUUACCGUGAGAUAUUAGAGUAUCAUCCUAAGAUGCUCCAGGAGUAUCUUCGUGGAGGAGAUCAAAUAAGCUUCAUGUACCCAAGUGGUGUUGAUCGAUUCAAGCGACAGUUUGCCCAUCUGGAGGAGCACUAUGGUAAAGGUGAAAGAAGCAUUCCAGUCCUAAGGCAAAAUUCUUCCUUGCCGAGGGAGAGAGUUCACGAACCUAACGAUGAUGGUGAGAAGCCAGGUGCCUCUGUUGCCACCAGCCCUCCAAACGCAGCGCAGCAGUCUAAUAAUUUGGGGAAUCCAAACUCAGAUGCGCAACAUGAGCCCAACCAACCGAAUAGUACACGUUACUUAUUGAAGAGCGCUAGCAUAAGUGCUUCCAAGUGCAUUGGCGUUAAGGGAAGAGAAACCAAGCAUGAGGAGGCUGAAGUAAAUGACGAGGCUAUUGAUGGGUUGUCUCAAAAGGUCAAGGCUCUCCAUGCUUGAUGACUUCAACUCCAUUCAAGAAAGGGAUUGCCGAUGCAGCUUGUAUCCGGUGGUUAUUGCCGAAGAAGAAUGCUCAACAUUUGUCACACAGUUCACGAUCCCUUUUUGUGCAGCGCUGUGACUGAUGGAGAAGGAAGUGUUUUGAUAUUCAGAUAGAGAGUUUUGCGUGAGAAUACCAUGUAUCAACACGCUUAGGCUGUCAUGUAUAGUAGUUUCCUAAUGACAAUUUGUUGGAGCCCUUGUACAGAUGGAUUGAUAAAUCAGUUGAUUUUCAAAGUUAAUCCCUUUUCUUCA